ACGCCGCGCUCCACUGGCUUUGAAAGUGUGAUUUUUGCGGAUCGCGAGAGAACCGCGAGCUUUCAAUGGCUUUUUCCAGCUGUUCCAUGCCGUCAGGUCGUCAAAAGCGUUCUAACACUCGCCUCGAGCGGUCGCGAUCAUCAGAGUUUAUAGAGCCAACCACUAGCUUAUCGGCUUUACGUGCGCAUCUCACGUAGCAGAUAAGGGAUAUUCCCAUAACAUCCAUAACAUAAUGACGAGUGCCGAAUUACACGGUUCCUAUGGAGGGUUCUACUUUGGCUUCUGCACACUGAUCUCCCAUGUGCUUCUGGCGGGGAUUACCGCAGCCAUCGUCUACAAGUGUCUGGUCCUCAAGUUGGUGCACACCGCCGGGCAUGCCUUCUACUGUACAAUAGCCUUUGUCUUCUUCAUGGGCGAGGCGCUGCUGGUGCGAAACAGCACUUACCUGGAAUCUUGGAUGGGACCCCUGAACCUCAACCGGCUACAUGCUGGCCUGGGACUACUGGCUUUCGUGGUCGGAGUUGGAGGAAUCGGAAUCAAAACAUGGCAGAAGCUGGAGCGCAAGCGAGAAGAUCCCGAGGCCAGCGUUCGGCACUUCAAGAGCAACCACGCGUUUUACGGUAUUGUCGGCUGUGCCCUGCUGCUCGGCAGCGUUCUCAGCGGUCUUCCGCUGUAUUUUAACAACGGAGGCUUCACCUUGAAACUGCUCCAUCGAUUCUUUGGAUUGACUGGAUUUCUUGCCCUAAUGGUGUCGCAAAUGUUCGGCUACAACACGGGAUUCGGCCGGCGACAGUGGAAGCCACAUCACCAGAAGCUCUUCAAGUUCUUCACCUUUAUCGCUACCAUAACGACUGCAAACUACGAACUUCGUAGAUUUAUACAAGAUCUCGCUGGAUGGGCAAUCAAUUAUUUUGCUGGAUCAGAAGCGGCUGAGGCGAGAGAAGAUCUUUGAGGACCUAUCAUUGUGCGGGUGUUACUACUCUGGAAUAUCUAUAACUCGGGGCGAUUGGCGAGGAAACGAAUGUCGCAUUUAAGUAUUGUAGAUUUAUUAGUGAAUGGUGUAUGCGUUAUGCAAAACUGAUUAGUAGGCGAACCAUCAUUGUGAAUUUCGUCUAUAAAAAGUUCGCAAGUGUAGCGUUGUAGAUAGUACUGUGUUAUCUAGUUUGUGAGGGCUUUAGUUGUCUAUGUCAAUCGCACUCUCCUUAACCACAUCAAUAGAAAAUAGGAAAAAUGUUGAUUUUGCGCCUUUAUUGUAAUUUCACACGUAAAACAUAAUAUACACACAUUUUUACUUUUUUUUGGUAACAAGA
Molecule: messenger RNA, 1310 nt
Organism: Drosophila biarmipes
Lineage: Eukaryota; Metazoa; Arthropoda; Insecta; Diptera; Drosophilidae
Exons: 3
Coding region: 233-952 (239 amino acids)
Molecular function (GO): transmembrane monodehydroascorbate reductase activity
Source: RefSeq, a predicted model, not a curated record